AUGAGAAAAAAAAGUAAAUGUGCAGUUCAAUCCCAGAAAUUCGGUCUUCUGGCUAUAUGGUACAUCGAAAAUAAUCGUGUGAAAUGUGUUAGUCACCCAAUCUACGAAAAUAAACCAUGUGAGGCAACAACGCGCAUUAAAUUUACUGAAGCCUUUCAAAGGCGGUGUUUACAAGUUACAUCAACGAUCGUUAUCUUCUUUAAUUUAAGAACUAAAAAUGUGCGCUUAAUCUCUUCGUUUUUGAGAAAUGUAGUUAUACACUCAAUUCCAUUAAGAAGAGCUAUUGUAGCUAAGGAUGAAGCACGCUUAGCCUGUUUUAAAGGGCUCGAAGCUGAGUAUAAUAGACCUAGAGGUAUAUUUAUUCCCCCAGCUUUGAAAUUCUUUGAUGGUUACAUCACUGUUGUGCAAGUUGUGAAAUUCUGCAAAAAGUAG
Messenger RNA from Echinococcus granulosus, 432 nucleotides. RefSeq lists its product as hypothetical. NCBI's taxonomy places the organism in Eukaryota, Metazoa, Platyhelminthes, Cestoda, Cyclophyllidea, Taeniidae. The record is from RefSeq and is a predicted model, not a curated record. The transcript is spliced from 5 exons. The coding region runs from base 1 to 432 and encodes 143 amino acids.